Molecule: messenger RNA, 2523 nt
Organism: Aspergillus fischeri NRRL 181
Lineage: Eukaryota; Fungi; Ascomycota; Eurotiomycetes; Eurotiales; Aspergillaceae
Product: DNA ligase (ATP) CDC9
Exons: 6
Coding region: 1-2523 (840 amino acids)
Biological process (GO): DNA repair; lagging strand elongation; Okazaki fragment processing involved in mitotic DNA replication
Cellular component (GO): mitochondrion; nucleus
Molecular function (GO): DNA binding; DNA ligase (ATP) activity; ATP binding
Source: RefSeq, a predicted model, not a curated record
AUGGCAGAUUCUAAGGGUAGGAAACAAGCUACGUUGGGGCGAUUCUUCGGCUCCAAUGCAGAGGGGCCGAAGACCGCACCAAAAAAGCAAACGACUUUGUCAUUUUCGAACAAGAAAGAUAAGAAGAGCGAUGUUGUCGACGAACAAGCGAAAGCUGAGGAAUCUUCCGGCAUCGCUGAAGCGAAGUCGGAGCCGACAAAUAGCGAAGAUGUAAAAAUGGAGGAUUUGUCGGAGACAGAGGUGGCUCAUACGAACGGUUCUCCAGGCUCCAAGUCUCUUAAACGGGAAAAGAGCAGCGACGAGGAAAGUGACUCGGAUGUUCAACCAGUACAGAAAAGACGCCGGAAGAGCUCACGAGGGGCCGAAGCGGCUCCCGCCAUACGAAGAAAGUCGCCGUCACCAAAGAGCUCUAAAAUUGGCAAGGCCGAGGCCAAGGAAAGCUCACCACCUGCCAUCUUGAAGAAGGCAUCCGGCGAGGAAACACCAGAGAAAGAAGCGGAGCAUUCGGAAGAAGAAGAGGUCGCGACCGCUAGCGAAGAGGAAGAAGAAGACGAGAAGCCCGAAAUGAUGAAGAAGACGAUGGAAAAGGUGCAGGCCACGUUAAAAGCGACCGGCACGGAACCGUAUCCUGACUGGAAACCUGGUGAACCCGUUCCCUACGCAGCUCUCUGCACGACAUUUUCUCUUAUCGAGAUGACAACGAAGCGACUGAUCAUUUUGGCCCAUUGCUCUCUUUUCCUCCGCCAAGUCCUCCGUUUGACGCCACAAGAUCUUCUUCCAACGGUUCAACUGAUGAUCAACAAAUUAGCCGCUGACUAUGCCGGAAUAGAGUUGGGUAUCGGCGAAUCGUUCAUCAUGAAGGCAAUCGGCGAAAGUACAGGGCGUAGUUUGGCUGUGAUCAAAGCAGAUCAACAUGAGAUUGGCGAUUUGGGCCUGGUAGCUGCCAAGAGUCGAUCAAACCAGCCCACCAUGUUCAAACCCAAGCCCUUGACCGUCAGAGGGGUGCAUGAAGGUCUGAUCGCUAUUGCCAAAAUUCAGGGCCAGGGGUCUCAAGAUAAGAAGAUCUCCGCGAUCAAGAAGCUUCUCGAAGCCAAGUUCAUCGUCCGAUUUUUGGAGGGCAAGUUGAGACUUGGCUUGGCAGAAAAGACAGUCCUCGUGGCUCUUGCUCAAGCGGUGGUGGCCCAUGAGGCUGCUGUCAGAGGCGAAAAGACACCUUCUCCCGAGAAGAUGGCGCAGGGUGAAGCUGUCCUUAAGACGGUAUACAGUGAGCUACCCGCUUACGAAGUCAUCAUCCCUGCAAUGCUCGAGCAUGGCCUGUUCAACUUACCCAAGGUUUGCAAGCUCCAACCGGGAAUUCCGAUCAAGCCCAUGCUUGCCAAACCUACAAAGUCUAUCACCGAGGUGCUGAACCGAUUUGAAGGAAAGGAUUUCACCUGCGAGUACAAGUAUGAUGGCGAACGAGCUCAGAUCCAUUACGAUUCCAAGGGUCUCAGUGCGAUCUUUUCACGAAACUCGGAAGACCUGUCAAAGAAGUAUCCUGAUGUGCUGGCCAAACUCGAGACUUGGGUCAAGGACGGAGUGAAGAGCUUUGUCUUGGACUGUGAGACGGUGGCUUGGGACACAGUGAACAAGAAGGUUCUACCAUUCCAACAGCUUAUGACUCGUAAGCGGAAGGAUGUCAAAGCAGAGGAUGUCAAGGUCAAAGUUUGCAUUUUUGCAUUUGACCUUUUGUUUUUGAAUGGCGAACCUACUGUCAAGAAGACGUUACGCGAACGUCGCGAGCUUCUGCACAGCUCAUUCGAGGUCGUCGAGGGCGAAUUUCAAUUCGCUCAGCAUGGCGACACGAAUGAUCUGGAAGAGAUCCAGAAUCUGCUGGACGAGAGUGUCAAAGCGUCAUGUGAAGGGCUGAUGGUGAAGAUGUUGGAUACGGAAGAGAGUGGUUACGAGCCCAGUAAACGAAGUCGGAAUUGGCUAAAGGUCAAGAAAGACUACCUUGCAGGCGUUGGAGACUCCCUUGACCUCGUUGUGCUUGGUGCUUACCAUGGCCGGGGCAAGCGGACCUCUGUCUACGGAGCUUUCCUGCUGGCUGCAUACAAUUCAAGCACACAGACUUACGAGACGAUCUGCAACAUUGGCACAGGGUUCUCAGAAGCGCUUCUGGAAGAGCUCUAUAAAGAACUCUCGCCUUUAACGAUAGACCGGCCCAAACCAUUCUACUCGCAUUCCAAUGUUCCCAAGGAUCAACCCGACGUGUGGUUUGAACCACGGUUGGUCUGGGAGGUGAAGACAGCGGAUCUGACCCUGAGUCCUCGAUAUAAGGCUGCCGCCGAUGAAUUCGUGGGAACCACGGGUGGUGGAAAGGGCGUUUCUCUUCGCUUCCCACGGUUCAUCAAAUCACGCGACGACAAGAAGCCUGAGCAGGCGACGACCACGAGAGCCGUGGCAGAGAUGUAUCGCAAGCAAGAGGCCGUCCUGAAAGAAAACACCGGCAAAGGAGGUGUGGAUGAUGACUUUGAGUAUUGA